Molecule: messenger RNA, 1704 nt
Organism: Caenorhabditis bovis
Lineage: Eukaryota; Metazoa; Nematoda; Chromadorea; Rhabditida; Rhabditidae
Source: the annotation of a GenBank genome assembly
AUGCGAGUGUGUGUUGUCGGCGCGGGCGCCUCCGGCCUUCCCGCCAUCAAAUCAUGCGUCGAAGAAGGCCUCGAGGUGGUGUGCUUCGAGAAGACGUCGCAAGUCGGCGGCCUCUGGAAUUACAGACCCGGACAGAAGAAUAUCGGCGCCACCGUCAUGGAAUCCACCGUCGUCAACACGUCCAAAGAAAUGAUGGCGUAUUCCGAUUUUCCGCCACCCGAGCACUACGCCAACUUUAUGCAUCACACCAAGGUCAAUGAGUAUAUUCAGAAUUACGCGAAACGCUUCAAUCUACUCGACAAGAUUCGAUUCAAUACCACCGUCAAGCGGAUCUCUCGACGCGACGGCAAAUACAUUGUCGAGUUGGAGAGCGGCGACGUCGAGCAGUUCGACAAGCUGAUGCUCUGCACUGGCCAUCACGCGCAGCCGAGCUAUCCGAAUCUCAGCACCAUUGGCACAUUCAAGGGCAAGGUGAUGCACGCUUACAAUUACACCAACACCAAAGGGUUCGAAGGCAAGAAUGUGUUCCUGUUGGGCAUCGGCAAUUCGGCGCUCGACAUCGCCGUGGAUUUGGCGAAAAUCGCGAAAUCGGUGACGAUCUCGACGCGUCGCGGCACCUGGAUUUUCAAUCGCGUCAGCAACGGCGGAAUGCCGUAUGAUGUUCAGCUCUUCUCGAGAUACUAUGACAAUCUGCUCAAAGCGGUCCCCUGGACGCUAGCCAACGAUUUCAUGGAGCAUCGCCUUCAGCAACGAAUGGACCACGAUCUGUACGGAUUGCGUCCGAACCAUCGAUUCUUUCAGCAGCAUCCGACCGUCAACGACACGCUGGCGAACCUGAUUUGCGCUGGCUACAUCACGAUUACGGAGGACGUUGAGACGUUCACUGAGAGCGGCGUCAUCGUCAAAAACGGCAAAGAGUUCGCAUGCGACGUUUUCGUCAAUUGCACCGGCUACACGUUCGGGUUCCCGUUUGUCGACAAGGACAUCAUUGACAUCAAGAAUCAAGAAGUGCCGCUGUACAAGUUCGUCUUUCCACCGGAGAACGACACGCUGGCGGUGAUCGGACUGAUUCAGCCGAUCGGCAGCAUCGCGCCGAUCUCCGAGAUUCAGAGCCGCUGGGCGGCUCGCGUGUUCUCCGGCAAACUCGACCUUCCAACGACGGAGCUUAUGAUCGCCGACAUCGCCAAGAAGAAGGCCGAGAUGAAGCGAAGAUAUUUUGAGAGUAUCAAGCACACAAUUCAGGUGGACUACAUGACAUAUAUGGACGAGAUCGCCGAGAUCAUCGGCUGCCUUCCGCCAAUGGCGAAGUAUUUCAUCUCGUAUCCGCGAUUCUGGAUGAAGCUCUUCAUGGGUCCCAACGUUCCGUACGUCUAUCGGCUCGUCGGGCCGAACGCGUGGGACGGCGCCGAGCAGGCGAUCUGGACGGUCACCGAUCGCGUCAAAAAGCCGCUCAAAAAUCGACAAUGCCGAAUUCGGCGACACAAGAAGCGCGGCACCACCGACGAGUAUUUUCGGUACGCCUCGCAAAAAUGGAUUGCGACGACGCUGUCGGUGUUGUUCGUCGCCGGCUUUCUGACGUACUGCUGGGCGAGCGCCUCGAUACCGCCGGCCGUCUAUUUCGCCUCGUUCGUCUUGUUCUUCGUUUUGUAUGGUUCGACGCUUCUCUGGUUUGAUCUACAAUACGACAUGACCACUAUUUUCUAA